This is a messenger RNA of Prunus dulcis (almond), 2969 nucleotides long. RefSeq names its product multicopper oxidase LPR1-like. The transcript is spliced from 3 exons. NCBI's taxonomy places the organism in Eukaryota, Viridiplantae, Streptophyta, Magnoliopsida, Rosales, Rosaceae. Gene Ontology annotation, molecular function: copper ion binding; oxidoreductase activity. The record is from RefSeq and is a predicted model, not a curated record. The coding region runs from base 228 to 1967 and encodes 579 amino acids.
AAUGUAUCCAAACAAUGCAAAUUUUUUUCUCCAUUAUAUUCCGUCGAUUCCCACCCAUCCAAACAAGAAAGAAAAAAACUCUCUCAACCUCUUCCCUUCCACAAAACACCCACUCAAAAGACCUCCCUGUCAAAACAGUCAUCUCUUUCUCUCUCUUCGCUUCAAGUGCUUGUUUUCGCAUGCAGUGAAGCUGCUUGAGAGAGAGAGAGAGAGAGAGAGAGAGAGAUAUGGUGAGUGUGCAGAGAAUUUUGGUGUGCAAUUACUUGCUAAUAUCAUUAGCUGUUGUUCUGGGGUUGCUCACAAAUGGUUCAUGGGCAGAAGAUAAGCUUGUGAAUCUGACGAGGUUGAAGAUGUUCGUGGAUGAGCUUCCUGAUAUGCCCAAAAUCAAGGCCUUCCAUCUUGUCAACGGUGUCCCCAAACCCAAGUCACUCAAGAUUGGCAUGUACAAGAUUAAAUGGAAAUUCCACAGAGACCUUCCCCCAACGCCAGUGUUCGCCUACGGCGCACGUUGGAGAACAGCAACAGUGCCUGGUCCAACAAUUGAGGCCCUCCACGGAAUUGAUACCUACGUGACGUGGAUGAAUCGCCUACCUUCAAAGCACAUUCUGCCUUGGGAUCCAACCAUUCCAACGGCCCGAGCUGCCACUAACAAGGGCGUUCCUACUGUGGUGCACGUUCACGGUGCCAUCGAUGAACCCGCGAGUGAUGGAAACGCAAACGCAUGGUUUACCGCUCGAUUUGAAGCCCGUGGCCCACUUUGGUCCAACCGUAAAUAUCACUACCGCAAUCAGCAGCAUCCUGGCAAUCUAUGGUACCAUGAUCAUGCCAUGGGCUUGACUCGAGUCAACCUCCUCGCUGGCUUGAUUGGGGCCUACGUUAUUCGCCAUCCUCAAGUUGAGGGCCCACUUGGUCUGCCCCGUGAUGAAUUCGAUCGUACGUUGAUCGUGUUCGAUCGUAGCUUUCGCACCGAUGGUUCCAUAUACAUGAAUUCCACGGGAAACAAUCCCUCCAUACACCCACAAUGGCAGCCCGAAUAUUUUGGUGACGCAAUUAUUGUGAAUGGGAAGGCAUGGCCCCGGCUUACGGUACGACGCCGUAAAUACAGGUUUCGAAUUAUCAACGCUAGCAAUGCGAGAUUCUUCAGGUUCUUCUUCACCAACGGUUUGAGAUUUACCCACGUGGGGUCUGAUUCUGCUUACCUUGGGGAACCGGUUGAGACCAAUGACAUUUUACUGGGGCCAUCUGAGAUCACAGACGUGGUGGUUGACUUUUCAAAGUCAAAGAACGAUAAUGCUAUCCUAGCCAAUGAUGCACCGUAUCCUUACCCGUCUGGUGACCCUGUCAACGACGCGAACAGUAAGGUCAUGAAGUUUUUUGUCGUUGGCCAAUCAGCUGUUGACACGUCGCGGAUUCCAAAGAGGUUAAUUUCCUACCCUGUCCCUGAUUUAUCUAGUGUGUCGCGCACCCGAUAUAUCGCUAUGUACGAAUACACGAGCGACAUUGAUGAGCCGACACAUCUUUAUUUGAACGGGAAACCAUAUGAGGCGCCGGUGACUGAGAUCGCAAAAGCAGGGACCAGCGAGGUGUGGAACGUGAUCAAUUUAACGGAGGACAAUCAUCCCUUACACAUCCACUUGGGACUGUUUGUUGUAUUGGAACAGAGGGAGUUGGUGGAUGUGGAGAAGUUCAAAGACUGUAUGAACAAAACAAACGACGCCGUCAACUGCAAUAUAAGUAAGUAUGCACGUGGCAAAAAGAUAGACGUGCCAGCGUACGAGAAGGGGUGGAAGAACGUGUUCAAGAUGAGCCCCGGGUCAGUGACCAAGAUUCUUUUGAGAUUUGCUUACCUACAUACAAAUGCAUCCUACGAAUUUGAUCCAACAGCGGAGCCUGGUUACGUGUACCACUGCCACAUCUUGGAUCAUGAGGACAAUGCGAUGAUGAGACCCUUAAAAGUCGUCCGUUGAUAAGGAGAAAAACUUUCCUAUUCCCGUUUUGUUGUUUCAUUUUCUCUAUCUUGCUCCUCGUGUUAUCUAUUAGACGAAGGGAGAAAUAGAGAGAGAGAUUGAAAUGGGAAUAUGAAAGUAUUUCUCGUUGAGAAGGCCCGCCAAAAUCCAUUACAUUGGGUACUUUUAUCAUGUUGGUAGGGUAGAAGAAUCAGUGAUUACAAGCAGUUCUUUAUCAUAGAAGGCUUUUGAAUAAUUAGCAACUUCCGCUGCAAGGCAAGGUGGUAUCUUUGUCCAUUGUCACACACAAAAAAGAAAAAAUAUAUAUAUAUAUAUCAAUUGUAGUCUGCCUAGUGCCUGAGAUAAGGUCUGGUCAACAAAGAUGUAAUCACAGUUUGCAAAUUGAUCAGAAGUUUGUUACUUUAAUUCGAAGGGAAUCAUUAUUGUUUCUACCAAAAUGAACAGCCCAUGAGGACCAAACACGUGGGCAAAAUUGAGCUCGACUAUGGUAGCCUUUGGUAUCCUGCCUAAUGAUUCAGCGAUUAGGGCAACUCCCCUUCUUCAGGACACGUGGCAGACCCACAAUCGACAUCUACAGUCCAACAUCGAAAUUCUAAACAAUGUGCAUACCUCCCAAGGCCGAUAAAAAAGGGCCACUAUCUCCAAACGGAGGCAAUCAGAACUUACGGCAUACUGCCUAUUAAUCUGUCAGUUUAAGCUUAUUAUAUCCGUACUUACUCAAGCAUCGGAGAGCCUUCGGCUAGUACCACACCGGUGUCCAAAGGUCUUAUCGAGCGUUUGUUGUCUUGCAGAUCACGUGCUCAACCAAGGCCCCAAACCAUACCGAAGGCCCAACAUCAUUAAGUUGAGCGGGAAAGAGGCCGAACCACUUUCUCUCGUCAACAAUUAUAAUAAUUAUUGUUAUUAUUUUCACCACAUCUAGCAACUUCACAAUUUCUGUUCUUCCCCCCUUUUGUAAGGCUCUUUUCUCGCAAUCAUAAAUCAUGUGUUGGCGACUCACUA